AUGGGCAUUGAUGGACUGUUGUUUUCGUCCAUGCUGGAGAUGGCUGGAACUGACUGCCGAAAUGAGCUGAUUGCCCGCUACAUUAAGCUGAGAACAGGGAAAACGCGCACAAGGAAACAGGUGUCUAGUCACAUCCAGGUUCUGGCAAGGCGGAAAGCUAGAGAGAUCCAAGCCAAGCUCAAG
Eurypyga helias (sunbittern) is the source of this 183-nucleotide messenger RNA. RefSeq names its product transcriptional enhancer factor TEF-3-like. The record is from RefSeq and is a predicted model, not a curated record. Gene Ontology annotation, biological process: embryonic organ development; regulation of transcription by RNA polymerase II; hippo signaling. The annotation marks the transcript as partial. Gene Ontology annotation, cellular component: transcription regulator complex. The transcript has 3 exons. NCBI's taxonomy places the organism in Eukaryota, Metazoa, Chordata, Aves, Eurypygiformes, Eurypygidae. Gene Ontology annotation, molecular function: RNA polymerase II cis-regulatory region sequence-specific DNA binding; DNA-binding transcription factor activity, RNA polymerase II-specific.